UUAAAGAAAACGCUACGCUAUGCUCUGCGUUAAUUCACGAAGCGCUUGCGUCGGUUAAAUUGCGUUGCGGUCACACGCUGUUCAAUGUUUACGCUUCUAGCGUAACGUUACUGCCCACUGUUUUCAAGGGAGCCUUCAAUAAGGGUGUUGCAGCUGCUGACGUCAUGGCCACGCGCAGGAUCACACAGGACACCUUUGAUGCAGUGGUCAGAGAAAACAUGCAGGAGUUUGACAUGGAGGAGAGCGAAGCUCUGAAGGAGGCCCUGGAGCAGUUCGAGUCUCAGGGUGUGGAUCUCAGCAACAUUGUUAAAGCAGUGCCCAAAGUCUCUUCUGAAGAAAACACAGAGGAUCAGCCCCAUGAGGUUCUUCAGGCUUUGGAGUCUCUCAGAACUGCAGUGGCGUCAUCGUCCGCAUCCGUUCUGGAGGAUCUGAGGGUGUUCACCCAGCAGUGCUCUCUCGGCUUCGCACAGCGAUACCUGGCCGCUCAGAAAGAGGCGUAUCCCACGAUCCUCGCCUGCUGCCAGAGAGCCGCUGGAGAGAAGGAAGCCCUCUCCGUCGCUCUGGCCGCGCUCUCGGUGCUAACAGACGGCCAGCCGGAUCUCCUGGACGUGGAAGGGCGAGAGUUUCUGAUCGGCGCUUUAACCGCGCACCAGAAGGACACCGCUCUCAGCUGUCUGUGUUUCCGUGUGGUGCGGCACUGCUGUGUGAAGCACGAGAGCAACCGGCAGGGUCUGGUGAAGGCAGGCGUGCUCCCGCUGCUCACCGCCAGCAUCACACGCCACAUCCAGCACCCCGAGGUCGUGAGGGAGGCCUGCGUCGUGCUCAGGGUCAUGACCUUUGACGAUGACGUGCGUGUGCCCUUUGGACAAGCCCAUGAACACGCCAGGAUGAUCGUGAUGGAGCACAACGGACUGAAAAUCAUCGUUGAAGCUGCUAAAGCUCAUCCAGAGAACAAAGCAGUGCUCAGUGAACUCUGUGGCACUCUGUCCCGUCUGGCCGUGAGAAACGAGUUCUGUCAGGAGAUCGUAGACCUCGGGGGCCUGAAUUUCAUGAUCACGCUCCUGGCUGACAGUCUGGAUUGUCUGGUGAGCUGCGGGAUCGCUGAGAGUGGCAUUAUCUCCUGUGAACACAAACAAACGUCUUGCUGUUGUGAUGCGUCUGUCUUCCAGGAGCUUGUGAAGCAGGUGCUCAGCGCACUGAAGGCCAUCGCAGGAAACGAUGACGUCAAAGAUGCCACUGUGAACGCCGGAGGGGCGGAGCUUAUCGUCAUGGCGAUGAACCGUCACAUGUCCAAUGCACAGGUGUGUGAGCAGGGAUGUGCGGCGCUCUGUGUCCUCGCUCUACGCAAACCCAACAACUGUAAGGUCAUCAUGGAGUGUGGCGGAGCGCUGGCGGCCCUGCAGGCCAUGAAGACUCAUCCGGCUGACGUUAAUGUGCAGAAACAGUCCUGCAUGCUGUUGAGGAACCUGGUGGCCCACACACGAGACUUCAGCCAGCUCAUCCUGGAGAUGGGAGCCGAGGCGCUGAUCUCGCAGGCUCUGGCGGCUCACAGCGACUGCUGUGACGUGGGUCGAGCCGCGCUCAGAGACCUCGGCUGCCAGGUGGAACUACGAGAACUCUGGACGGGCAAGAAGGGAAGCCUGAGUCAAUGACGAAUGUUGCCAAACUCAAAAUCAUCAUGUCCUGACUGUGGAGCUCAUACUAAAUGUGUGUGGAUCAAACAUCUUCCGGUAGAAUCGAAGUGCAUCUGACGUCCACAUGCAUAGGAUGCAUUACAGGUUACAGUGUAGAUAUGUUGUUUUUUAAAGUGUAAACUAAUGCCGUCAAACGAUUAAUCGUGAUUAAUCGCAUCCAAAAUAAAAGUUGCAUUGCAUAAUAUAUAUGUGUGUGCUGUGUAUAUUUAUUAUGUAUUUCCAAAAUAUAUACAUGCAUGUGUUUGUAUUUAUAUAUAAAUAGAUGCAUACAUGUAUUACGUAAACAAAAACUUUUAUUUUGGAUGCGAUUAAUCGUUUGACAGCACUAGUUUAAACAUUUUAUUGGCACUAUUUAUAGUUUGUAUGAGGUUUUCUCUGUACUAGAACUGAUAGUGUUUGUGAUUAAAUCAAGCCGCUCUAGACUCACA
Molecule: messenger RNA, 2122 nt
Organism: Cyprinus carpio (common carp)
Lineage: Eukaryota; Metazoa; Chordata; Actinopteri; Cypriniformes; Cyprinidae
Gene: armc6
Product: armadillo repeat-containing protein 6
Exons: 7
Coding region: 165-1652 (495 amino acids)
Biological process (GO): hematopoietic progenitor cell differentiation
Molecular function (GO): protein binding
Source: RefSeq, a predicted model, not a curated record